GUAGUGAAAGCAGGCGCGCUCCCGACAAUGACAGCGAGAGGGACGUGCAAGCUCGUGCGCGCGCGAGAGAGAAACAGAGUUUGAGUCACUCGCAUCACUGACGCUAUCAAAGCUAUCAAAACUCGCCAAGUGUUUGCCCUCGACUAUCCUUGAAGCUGUUUGAAGGUUUGUUUUCCUGGAAUACAAAGGGAACAUUGUUUUUUUUUUUGUUUUUUUUCUUCGGGGUUUAAUACCUCACCUCAGCAGCUCUCUGGCACAUUUUGGCGUCGCGAUGUCUUAUUUAUUUUCCUGCACUUGUUGGAACAGGUAAAUUGUGCUCAAAUACCAAAGUGUGACAGAGAAACGACACAGUAUCUACAUCUGACUGCAAAAGAAACAUGGAUCCCCUCACCUUCAAAUCCCAACGUUUUCAUCUUCUGCUCUUCAUCGCUCUGUGCAUCUUUCCUGGAUCACUGGCCCAGACUUCGAUCCCCAGGGGCUGUGGAGAUAAUGUGGACUCCUUAUAUUUCAACCUCUGUGACCUGACAGCAGUCUGGGGUGUUGUAGUUGAGGCAUUUGCAGCUGCUGGUUUGGUGGCAUCCCUGAUUCUUCUGAUCGUGCUGCUAGCCAGUCUUCCCUUCGUCACUGACAGGAAGUGGCGCAGUUCGUUGGGGCUUCACGCAGGGUUCCUCAUCUUCACAUUUGGACUGUUCGCCCUCACAUUCGCCUUCAUCGUUGGAAAAAACUUCACUACAUGCGCAUCACGCCGCUUUCUUUUCGGUGUGCUGUUCGCCGGCUGCUUCUCUUGCCUUCUCAUGCAAGCCAUCAGGUUGAACAUACUGGCCAGGAGGAACUCGGCGCCCAGAGGUUGGGUUUGGUGCUUGGGGGCUCUGGGGCUCUGGCUGGUAGAAGUUGUCAUCAACACCGAAUGGCUAAUCAUUACUAUUGUACGAUACCCAACUAACAUCACUGGAAUUCUGGCUUCUGCUACCGCUAUUCCCUGUAAUAUCGAAAACCAGGAUUUUGUCAUGGCGCUCAUUUACGUUCUAAAUCUACUAUUGGUGGUCGUGGUGGCAUCCGUGCCCAUAUUGGCAGGUAAGCACAAGCGUUGGUGCAAAGAUGGAGCCUUCAUCCUGGUCAUAGGACUGCUGUCAGUGGGCAUCUGGGUGGCGUGGAUUGUCAUGUAUCUGUACGGGAACGCAAAGCACGGUGGGCCGACAUGGAAUGACCCCACAUUGGCUAUAGCAUUGGUGUCAAACGCUUGGGUGUUUCUGCUGCUCCACACGGUGCCGGCGGUGUGUAGCCUGAGUGAGGAAGAUGAAGAUGCAGCUGUUGAGGAAAAUCUGUACCCCAGCAGAGGGUACGAGACCAUUCUGAAGGAGCAAAGUACACAGAGCAUAUAUAUGGAGAAUAAGGCCUUCUCUAUGGAUGAGCCCAAUGCAGGUAAUAAGCCUGUGUCCCCAUACAGCGGCUAUAACGGCCAACUCCGAAGUUGUGUUUACCAACCGACAGAACUAGCCAUCAUCACCAAAGGAGUGGUCAAUCAACAGAUGGAAUCGUAUGACAAUAUAAUUCCACGAGCAUCCACAGGCACUCCUCCCAGACCCCAGAACAGCCACACCAGCCCCACCACACAACUUGAUGAUAUGAGACAAAUAUAUACAAAUGUAUGAGAGGGUGGAAGAAGGAAACAGGUCUAAUAAACUAAACUGGAAAUUUCAACAGAAGACCCCAGUGAUCAUCUCACACCGACUUGUUUUUUUUUUUCUGGUGUUUCUAAAUUUCUAAGAUUUAUGAUUUUGUUUUUCUUUCCGUCGCUGUGAUCGACUGCAUAGACCAACUUCUGUGAACUCCGACUAACUGAGCAACAAUUAGUUGGUUUGCUCCACUGAAAGCCAAUGUGUGUUGGGUUAUCUCAACAGCUGAAGACAUUGAGACAUUGUACAGUAUGGCUUGGUUGUGCAUGGGACACAUUAAAAAGAUUAGUUGUACCAAUGGCUGUAUAGACUACUGCAAUGCUACCAGCUGUGUUUACUAAGAAACAGACCAGCCUGUAAAAUAAAUUUGUGCUGGUUUUCUGUCACUCUGUAUAAGGAGUUCUGAAAUGCUGCUUCCACCACUGUAAACAUAGGUGUAUAACGACACCAUACAUAUGCCUAAGCUUUAAAUUACAUGUAUAAAAUGUGCAUUCACAAACGUUUUGGUGCAGCAACAAGACUGAUUAUUUCGUUAUUUUCCCAAAUUUGUAUUUAUUGUAAGUGUAAAGUAGAAUUAAACUCAAUCUGAACAGAAAACCUUUUCAAGCCAGAAGCAAUAAUGUGUUUAUUGAUGUAAAUAUUAAAAUUUGACCGAAUGGGAAAUUCAAGGAUAUUUAUUAACUCUUCGUGCUCUAGUUACAAACGGCUUUCCAUGUGAAAAAUACUAUUUUUGAAUUCUGCAAUGUGAGACUGUUUGUGUGUGUGACCUGGUCAUAGGGAUCUCAUCAGGAUAAUUUCCGAAAGGGAAGUUAGUCGAAUGGAAAAUUCCCUUCACAGUAACUAGUGAUGACAUUUACAUAGAGACUGCUGAUAAGUGUCUCGGUAUGUCAGCCUGAGCUACAGGGUUCCGGAUGGAGGGCUGUAGAAGGUAGACAUUGCGUCAACACAUGACCAAAACACAGGUCAUAGUUCACAUGAUUGUAUUUUGUAUUAUUGUAUUAGCAAUAUUAGAUGUACACUACCUUCCAAAAGUUAAGGGUCAGUACGAUUUUUUGCGUUUAUUCAGCAAGGAUGCAUUAAAUUGUAAAGGCAUUUAUAAUGUUAUACUAUUUUAUUUUUUUUAAAUGCUGUUCUUUUAAACUGUUCAUCAAAGAAUCCUGAAUGCAUUAAGGUUUCCACAAAAAUAUUACAAUUUGUUAAUAACAAGAAAUGUUGCUUAACUUAUUUUAAACUGUAAUAUUACUGUUUUUAUUGUAUUUUCAAGCCAAUAAAUGCAGCCUUGGUGCAAUCUUA
Molecule: messenger RNA, 2969 nt
Organism: Onychostoma macrolepis
Lineage: Eukaryota; Metazoa; Chordata; Actinopteri; Cypriniformes; Cyprinidae
Gene: gprc5c
Product: G protein-coupled receptor, class C, group 5, member C
Exons: 6
Coding region: 378-1652 (424 amino acids)
Biological process (GO): G protein-coupled receptor signaling pathway; visual perception
Cellular component (GO): intracellular membrane-bounded organelle; plasma membrane; extracellular exosome
Molecular function (GO): protein kinase activator activity; sevenless binding; G protein-coupled receptor activity
Source: RefSeq, a predicted model, not a curated record